UGUAGCUCUUAUCGUUGUAUCCGCGUGUAAUUCGGGGAGACGACAUACCUGCUAGCACAUAUUUAGGCAGUUUGCAGUAGCUCUCCAACAGCUGUAAGUCGACCUCGUACAUCCUGUGCUUUUGCGUCACUGCGGUGAGGGGUGCCCUUCUCUGCGUCUUCCACUACAUCAUCUCGUGCUAAUCCUUCGCGACUCCUGUGAUCUUGUCGCCAUGCCGCCUCACACGGACUUUGCAGUCAAGGACCCUUACACCUAUCUCCAUGGCCUUGGCAACUACCAUUCCUCUGAGGCCCUCCCCGGCGCUGUCCCGCUGGUCAACAACUCGCCGCAGAUCCCGCCGCUGAACCUGCGGACCGAGCGCAUCAGCGGCACCGCCUUCACCGCGGACCGCGACAAGAACAAGCAGACAUUUCUCUACCGCGCCAACCCGUCCCUCGAGCACAGCGAGUUCGUGCCCCUCGACGUCUCGUCCGGCUACGGCCCGGACUCGGCCAACGUGCCCAGGCACCUCAACCCCAACAGCGUCAUGUGGGGCGACGUCCCCGUGCCCGGCGCCGGUGCCACACACUGGAUCAACGGGCAGCAGCUCGUGGGUGCCAACGGCGAGCCGCAGCGCAAGGAGGGCAUCGCGGUGUGGCUGUUCAGCGUGACCGAGUCCAUGCCGCCGCGGCACGCCUUUGCCUCGCUGGACGGCGAGCUGCUCGUGGUCCCGCAGUCGGGCAGCCUCGACAUCACGACCGAGCUGGGGCGCCUGGUCGUGCGGCAGAACGAGAUUGCCGUUAUCCCGCGCGGCGUGCGGCACCGGGUUGCGCUCGUCGGGGAGCAGAGACCGUGCAGGGGCUACAUCUGUGAGCUGUUCCAGGGCCACUUCCAGCUGCCUGCCCUGGGCGUUCUCGGGUCCACGGGCCUCGCCAACGCGCGCGACUUUGAGAUACCCACGGCCUACUUUGAUGGGGAGCUCGUCGAGGGCAGGGCCGUGCCUCAUCAUCAUCAUCAUCACGACCACAACCACCACAUCGGCAACACAGCAGAGGAGGACGACAAGGACGACGGCAGGUGGACCAUCAUCGUCCGCCUGGCCACGCGGCGCUGGCACUGCACGCAGCCGCACACGCCCUUUGACGUGGCCGGCUGGCACGGCACGUGCUACCCGUACAAGUACGACCUGGCCAAGUUCUGCGUCAUGGGCAACCUGCUCUUUGACGAGCACGACCCGAGCCUCUUCACCGUGCUCUCCGCGCCCAACCACGCCGCCGGCCCGGGCACCGCCGUCGCCGACUUUGCCGUCAUCCCGCCCCGGUACAUGGUCGCCGAGCAGACGCUGUGGCUGCCGUACUUCCACCGCAACACGAUGCAGGAGUUCUUUGCGCCCAUCGUGAGCGCCCAGGACCCGCGGCAUCCCUUUAACCAGAAUGCCGGUGGUGGCGGUGGUGGUGGUGGUGGCAACAACAAUAAGAGCAGCAACAGCAACAGGUUCCUGCCCUUCACCGCAGGCCUGCAUGGCGCGAUGAGCACGCACGGCCCCGCCCAGCAGGAGCUGCGUGCCAUGCGGGCGCUCGACACGACAAUCCCGCGCAAGGUCGGUGACGAGCUCGGCGGCGUCACCGUGUUCCUCUUUGAAACGGAGCGGCCCCUCGUGCUGACGGACUGGGCGUACGAGCACGCGGUCAAGAACCCGCAGGCCACCGCGAAGGCACGGGCUGCCAAGAUGUGAAAGCUGGGCAGAAGGGAGGGAAGGCAAGAAAGGGAUAGCAAAGGGGUAGCAACAGUCUAGUUGAUAUCCUUGGACGGGAUUUUGUAACAAGUGGAAAGUUGAGGUCGAGGCUUCGAAGGCCAAGUUACAAGGAUGAGGAAAUAUCCAUGCAACUGCGGCGUGAGGCCUUCUGUACUUUUUCAGCAUGGUGAAUACUUGAUCAUCAGCAGAAUGUGUUGUACUUAUUACUUCCAGGACGGAAUCUCAUUCCUUUUCACGUUUUGAAGGGGGAGAGACCGAGC
This is a messenger RNA of Microdochium trichocladiopsis, 1995 nucleotides long. Its product is annotated as Homogentisate 1,2-dioxygenase. The coding region runs from base 212 to 1714 and encodes 500 amino acids. Gene Ontology annotation, molecular function: homogentisate 1,2-dioxygenase activity. NCBI's taxonomy places the organism in Eukaryota, Fungi, Ascomycota, Sordariomycetes, Xylariales, Microdochiaceae. Gene Ontology annotation, cellular component: cytoplasm. Gene Ontology annotation, biological process: L-phenylalanine catabolic process. The transcript is spliced from 2 exons. The record is from RefSeq and is a predicted model, not a curated record.